Messenger RNA from Elephantulus edwardii (Cape elephant shrew), 1977 nucleotides. It is a transcript of the gene MIA2, whose product is annotated as melanoma inhibitory activity 2. Gene Ontology annotation, cellular component: endoplasmic reticulum exit site; endoplasmic reticulum membrane. The transcript is spliced from 6 exons. The record is from RefSeq and is a predicted model, not a curated record. NCBI's taxonomy places the organism in Eukaryota, Metazoa, Chordata, Mammalia, Macroscelidea, Macroscelididae. Bases 1 to 1977 code for a protein of 658 amino acids. Gene Ontology annotation, molecular function: protein binding. Gene Ontology annotation, biological process: protein secretion; vesicle cargo loading; endoplasmic reticulum to Golgi vesicle-mediated transport.
AUGGCGGAGCUCCGAGUUCACAGAGUCCUUCUUUUGGUAAUUUCUUUGGCAAAGAGUCUGGAGACUACAAAACUGCUGGCAGAACUUAAAAAAUGUGGCGACUUGGAAUGUGAAACUUUAAUAAGCAGAGUCACAGCCCUACAAGAUUAUGAAGGACCUGACUGCCGAUACCUCAACUUCACUAAGGGAGAAGAAAUAUCUGUUUAUGUUAAACUUUCAGGAGAGAGAGAAGACUUGUGGGCAGGAAGUAAAGGAAAAGAUUUUGGAUAUUUUCCCAGAGAUGCAGUCCAGAUUGAAGAAGUGUUCAUAUCUGAGGAAGUUCAAGUAUCAACUAAAGAAUCUGACUUUUUUUGUCUUCUUGGAGGAAAUUACAUAUUUGAAAAUGAAGAUAAUGAGUUAAACAGUGAUACUUGUGACCCUAACUAUCUAUUUGAAGAAGAUGAAGACCAAAUAUCGAGUUUCUAUGAACAUAAUACCCACAUAGAUUCUGGAUUUUAUUCAACUUCUGAAAGUACUUUGUUAAAAGACCAAUUUCUAGCAGUAGAGACCCCAGAUGAUACCAGCAGUAUCAGUGAAUCAAAAGCCUUGGAAGAGGUAGAAACUGAAAAUGUGCAACAGGAUAAUGUCCAAGAAGAGACUCUAGGUCACAUUCCAGAAGUGGAUCAUGCCCCACCAGCCUCAGCUGUGCCUGAAGGGAUGGGAUGGUUUGCACUGACAACAGAACAAACUGACAGACAAACCUUUGAACCAGUUAUUGAACCUGUGCAAGAAAGCUCCUUUCAAAGUAGAAAAAUCGCAGUGUUAGAUGAGAAUGACCUAGAGGAAUUAAAUAACAAUGAGCAUCAAAUAAAGCAUAACCAAGAACCUGACUUAGAAAUUGAUGCAGUGCCAGAUAAACAAUCUGAAAUAACAUCUGAAUCUGAGCACAUUCUCAAACCUCAGGCCACUGGUUGGUUUGGAAGUGGAUUUACAAGUUACUUAGGUUUUGGAGAUCAGGAUACCAGCCUUGAAUUAUUGUCUAAAGAAAGUAAUCAACCACUUCAAGAUGUGCCUAAUCCGAUAUCAUCUGAUGAAGAAACUACAGUUCCAUGUGAAGAAAUAAUAGUAGAAGAAGACCCUAUUAUUAAUGAUAGCUCAACUCUCAAGUCAAGUUGGUUUGAUUUUGGUUUUGGUAUGCUAGGUUUUGCACAUGUUAAGGAAGAUAAAAUGAUAUCCGAUGGUAUAAAAAAUGAAGAAAAAAUUGGAGGUGAUAAAAAUGAACCUCCUCCUCUAGCAAGUGAAUCUGAUCUUGACAAGAAACAAGAAACAGAAAUAUCAGAAAUUAUGGAAACUGAAGAUCAAAUAAACAAGAAAACCAACUUAGAGAAAACAGAUGAUUCUGAUACCGUACCAUAUUUUAAAAGGUUCUUAUAUAAUUUUGAUAAUCCUUGGAGCACCCAGAAAAUUCCAAAGGAUAAAGAAUUGUUAUUUCCCAAACAGACAGGAGAUGAAGGAAAUGGAAUUGAAAAUGAACAAACAGAAGAAUUUUCAGUUGAAAAUGAUCCUACAGAUAAUACAAUGUCUAAAAGCAGUUCCAGCACCUCAGAUUUGGCCUUUAAAACAGAGUUACCUAUGAGGAUUCAAGAAGAAAUGGAUUCCCAGAUUAGAUCUUCUGAAAAUAAUGAAGAUGAAUCCAACACAUUACAGUUGAUGGAAGGUUAUCCUGAGGUAGAAAUCUAUGGAGUUGUGGAAAAUACUCAGUUAAACGGUCAGAUAUUUUCAAGUGAUAACUCUGUGCCUUCUCAAAAUCACAUUCCUCAGGAAGAAGAUGCUUUGGAGUUUCAAAUUCUGAAAUACGUAUUUCAAAUCAAUGUUUAUGAUUUCCUGACUUUGGCAUUUUCACCAAUUUUGUUUCUUAAGGAAAUGGUAAGUUGGAUUUUCACAUCUUUUGGAAUACUCUUAGCCAUUUUAAUUAAUAUAGAAGAGGCCAUAGAUUAA